GUCACGACAAGGUUCAAGCUCAAUAAUCCUAAUAAAAAAAAUUGAAUUCGAUUUAAAGAAAACUAAAAAAAAAAACUGAGAGAUAAUUCGCUGGGAGACAAACAAGAGAGGGCAGAAUCAAAUCUAUUGUCUUUUCCAUUGUCGAUUUCCCAAAGUUUAUUUUACUGUAUUGAUUUGGUGCAGAAGUUUCUGGGUCCGAGUUUGGAAUUCUAAUCAAAAGGGUUGCUUUUUAUUUCUGUCCAGUCUCUAUCAGAGAAAUGCAGGACCAGUUGGUAUGUCUUGGAUGUAGAAAUAUGUUAAUGUAUCCUCGAGGAGCAACAAAUGUGUGUUGUGCUGUAUGUAGAACCAUCAAUCCUCCUCAAGGAAUGGAUAUGGCUCACAUUGUAUGUGGAGGUUGUGGGACUAUGCUUAUGUAUACACGUUCUGCAACUAGCGUUAGAUGUUCUUGUUGUCAGACUCUGAACCUUGUACCACCAGCGCAAUCUAAUCAGACCGCGCAUAUAAACUGUGGCCAUUGUCGAACAACACUCAUGUAUCCUUAUGGAGCAUCAUCUGUUAAAUGUGCUGUUUGCCAAUACGUUACUAAUGUCUAUAUGAACAAUGGAAGAGCUCCUCUAUCGAUGAACCGGCCUAAUCGAACAGCUUCUUCACCAACAAUGUCCUCUACAUCAUCUACACAAACCGUCGUUGUAGAGAAUCCAAUGUCUGUGGAUGAAAGUGGAAAAUUGGUGAGCAAUGUUGUGGUUGGAGUAACAACAGAUAAGAAGUAAUUAAAGAGGAGAGAUCCAUUUUCUUUCUCUGUUUUUCUCUGCUCUGUGCAUAUGAUCAAAUAACAUUGGAAAAGAUCUGUUUAUGUCUCUAAAGUUCAUCGUUCCUUUUUUGUUUCAACCCCUAAAAAUUGGUGUUUCUUGAUCUCUGUUUUAAUGAGUUUGAGAACAAAUGGGUUUUGGUUUGCUUUGAUUGAGUUUUAGACUCCAGAACUCUUUUAUUGCACUUUCACAUCCAUGUAAACCGUUUAAUUGAAUGUUUUAUCUUCCUUCUUUA
Thlaspi arvense is the source of this 1044-nucleotide messenger RNA. The record is from the annotation of a GenBank genome assembly. NCBI's taxonomy places the organism in Eukaryota, Viridiplantae, Streptophyta, Magnoliopsida, Brassicales, Brassicaceae.